This is a messenger RNA of Entrophospora sp. SA101, 1200 nucleotides long. The record is from the annotation of a GenBank genome assembly. Lineage: Eukaryota; Fungi; Glomeromycota; Glomeromycetes; Entrophosporales; Entrophosporaceae.
AUGAUUGCUAAUAAGAUACUAUUUAGAUCGAUUAGAUCUUUACAAAUACAACACAAUACAACAUCAUUAGGAACGAAACGUUUAAAAUUUUUAUUAUUACAAAAAAAUGAGUAUUUUUUCAAACCAUAUAAUUUUUAUCAAAAUCAUCAAUUCAUUCCAAGAUUUUAUUCAACAACAGUUCAUACGCAUCAAUUACCAUCACAUUCACACCAAUUACCACUAUUCAGACAAAUAUUAACACAUUCUACCACCACCUCGUCAUCUUCAUCCUAUUUUUUAAGACAUUCAAUAUUAUUAUUAACAACCACAACACUAAUCAUUCCAACACUUUACUUCUUCUUUACCAGUCUCGAUAAAGCACCUAAUACCAAUCGAUUACGAUUAAUGAUGCCAUUAUGGUCAUGGGAAAUUGGCGAAUUGGUCAAAAUUUCUAAACAACACAUCACUCAACUUCCAACCAUCACUGAUCAACAAGAUCCAAGAUUACAAUUGAUUGAUCAUGUGAUCAAUAGAUUAUGGAAAUGUGGAAAACCCAAAGUUCAUCUAAUUUACGAUGAUGAAAUGUUGGAUGGUGUUAGUUAUGCUUCAUCAGAUAUAACGGUGACAACUUGUUGGUUAAGAUUUAUUGAUUAUGAUGAAGAAUUGUUGGCUUCAGUUUUGGCACAUGAAUUGGCUCAUAUUAUGCAAGAUCAUGCAAUUGAAUUUUAUGGUGUUUGGAGCUUAACAGGUUUUUUUGAUCAAUUAUUAUUCUUUACUAGCAAUCAUAACAGCAGUAAUAAAUAUAUUAAAAGAUAUUUGGAAAAACAUUCACAAGAAUUAGAGAAAGAGGCUGAUUUGUUGGGACAACAGAUAAUGGCAAGGUCUGGUUAUAAUCCAAUGAAAGCUAUUGAAUUAUGGGAAAAGAUGAAGGAAUUAGAUGAAAUGAACAACAAUAUUAUUAACACGGGUGAGGGGAUUGAUCACAAUAUAAAGAGUGAAAAUGUUAAUCCUUCAAUAUUAUUUAAACACCAUCCAUCAAAAUCUCAAAGGAUAGAAUAUUUAAAAGAUAAUUUAAUAAAUGUACAACAUUUUUAUGAUCAAAUUGUUCAUAAUAAUAAAUAUGAAGGAGAUUCAAAUUAUAAAUUUUUUGAUAAAGAUUUGAGUCUACGAAGGUUAGAAUUAACUACCUUAGCAGUUUUUGGUAUAAAAGUUGCAUGUUGA